AUGCAACCCAACCAUUACCCUAAUGAUCAAUUGCAAAAACAAUCACCAUUACUCGAAACUUUUGAAGACCUGGUUAGAGAAUUUAAAGCCAUGUUUGAUAACUUAGAAAAGUCCAGAACUGCAGCUAAUAGAAUUCAAAAGCUUGUUCAAAGAACAAGACCAGCCUCAAGUUAUACUUCAGAGUUUCGGCAAAUUGCAGGCAAUUUGAACUGGGGUGAAGCAGCACUGAUAGACCAAUUUCGAAGUGGGCUUCGCAGUGAUGUUAAGGACUUGCUUCUUUCAGUAAAAGACCCAACUUCACUAAAUAACAUGCCUAUUACCAAACUAGCACCUUUCGAAGCAGACCCAAUGCAAAUCGAUACUAUAAGGAUUAAGCCACUCUCAGCAGCAGAGAAAAGAUGA
Cetraspora pellucida is the source of this 402-nucleotide messenger RNA. The record is from the annotation of a GenBank genome assembly. NCBI's taxonomy places the organism in Eukaryota, Fungi, Glomeromycota, Glomeromycetes, Diversisporales, Gigasporaceae.